CUCUAGCCGUGUCAUUAGCCAUGCCAUCAAUACCAGCUCAGGCUAUCCGAUGCUAUCCAUGGAUGAUAUUUUGGGUGCUUCCAAACUGCCCUUUUCUAACGCAGAAUUUAACAAAUCCGUGACCGCCAGAGGGGUCUCAUUAUCAGAUUUGAUAUGCCUAACGCCUUCGGCAGGCUGGUUUGGGACGAAUGAAGAAGGCAAAAGAGUCAUAAGGGUCCAGUGUUACUCUAAUGAAGGCACAUCCAACUUCUACAUGAGGCCCAUUGAAGGGCUCACCUUGACGGUUGACUUAGAUAAAAUGGAGGUACUGAAAAUCUCUGAUACGGGCCGAGGUAUCCCGGUUCCAAAAAGUGCCAAUACUGAUUACCGGUACACAGCUCAAGAGAAGCAACCAGAAAUGGAACCAUUAAACCCAAUUUCCAUAGAACAACCCAAAGGGUCAAGUUUUAGAGUUGAAGAUGGGCAUACAGUUAAGUGGGCCAACUGGCUAUUUCACCUCAAGGCUGACCAACGCGCUGGUUUGGUGUUUUCAAGAGCCAUGGUACGGGACUCGGAGACGGGCGAGCUCAGGAAUGUGAUGUAUAAAGGGUUCACUUCAGAAUUAUUUGCGCCUUACAUGGACCUCGACGAGUCUUGGUAUUUUAAGUCGUAUAUGGACGCUGGUGAGUUUGGGUUAGGGACAUUAGCCCUUCCACUUGUGCCUUUAAACGAUUGUCCAAGGUACUCUUACUACAUGGAUGGGGUUUUUGCGGCUCCGGAUGGAAAGCCAUUUGUUCAGCCGAACAUGAUUUGCCUAUUUGAGCGAUAUGCUGGUGACAUUGGUUGGCGGCAUUCGGAAAGCCAGCUUAGUGGUUUUCAGGUACGUAACUUCAACAAUAGCAGCAAUGAGAAUUAGAAAAAAUAUAGUACAUUCAGAAGCGUGAUUAGGGAGACACGACCAAAAGUAACCCUGGUCGCCCGUAUGGCAGCAUCAGUGGGAAAUUACGAUUACAUCUUCGAUUGGGAGUUUCAAACGGAUGGUUUAAUUAGGAUUAAGGUAGGACUCUCAGGAAUGCUGAUGGUGAAAGGGAGUCCUUAUCAGAAUGUAUAUCAGGUGCCUAACCAAGAAGAAAUGUCCGGCCCUCUUAUUUCAGAGAAUGUUAUCGGAGUAGUUCACGAUCACUUCAUUAUCUUUCACCUGGACAUGGAUAUUGAUGGGGCUAAUAAUUCGUUUGUUAAUGUUAAUCUCGUUAAGGAAGAGAGUUUACCAGGUGAAUCCCCUAGGAAAAGCUACUUGAAAGCUAAGAGGAAAAUAGCGAAGACAGAAAAAGAUGCACAAAUUAAGCUUAAGUUGUAUGAUCCAUCAGAAUUUCAUAUGAUUAAUCCUUCUAGAAGGUCUAGGCUGGGAAAUCCACAGAUAUGGGUGACCCCCUAUAAUAGGAGUGAACAAUGGGCUGGUGGGCUUCUAGUGUAUCAGCGCAGGGGAGAUGACACUCUUGCCGUGUGGUCUGAAAGGAAUCGUCCUAUUGAAAAUAAGGAUAUCGUGUUGUGGUACACCAUGGGAUUCCAUCACAUUCCAUGCCAAGAAGAUUUCCCUGUAAUGCCAACAGUGACAUCAAGCUUUGAGCUAAAGCCUGCCAAUUUCUUCGAAAGCAAUCCAAUUCUUCGAGCUGCCCCAGCCUUUAAGAAAGACUUACCUGUCUGCAGGUCUUGAUUCUCGAUUGCUACAUGCCCCUCUCUCCCACACCAUAUUAUCGCAAUUCAUGCCUGCAGGAGGAGACCCAUAAAUAUUAAGGAAUAUGGAGAAUCUCAAUAGCCUUAAUAUGGCCUGAUAUUUUAGUCCCAGAAUCAAUUGGGACUAGUGGGGUUUACACCUGAAAUAAAACACAUGUAAAUUUCCAUGCAACUUCCACUUACCAAGCGACCCACAAAACAGACAAUAACUAUAUAUGAACAAAGAUAUUUGAAGUUC
Molecule: messenger RNA, 1951 nt
Organism: Durio zibethinus
Lineage: Eukaryota; Viridiplantae; Streptophyta; Magnoliopsida; Malvales; Malvaceae
Source: RefSeq, a predicted model, not a curated record